Colius striatus (speckled mousebird) is the source of this 4514-nucleotide messenger RNA. RefSeq names its product zinc finger and BTB domain containing 8A (gene ZBTB8A). NCBI's taxonomy places the organism in Eukaryota, Metazoa, Chordata, Aves, Coliiformes, Coliidae. Gene Ontology annotation, biological process: regulation of transcription by RNA polymerase II. The record is from RefSeq and is a predicted model, not a curated record. The coding region runs from base 223 to 1665 and encodes 480 amino acids. Gene Ontology annotation, molecular function: protein binding; DNA-binding transcription factor activity, RNA polymerase II-specific; RNA polymerase II cis-regulatory region sequence-specific DNA binding. The transcript has 4 exons.
UCGGGCGUCUGUGUCCAACGCCCACGUCAGCAAAUACCUUUUGUUUCUCUCACGUUCGGGCUUUCGGGGCUGCGGGAGCACCGCGUCGCCUUCAGCCACCGAGAGCCCCGACGCGGGGCCGGGGACCCCGCACCCAGCGCCCGCUGCCCUCCCUUCCCCUGGUCUCGGCGGCAGCCGCCCGCAGGACGCAGCCGAGCGAGGCUUCAUUUCACCUCUUCUGGAAUGGAGAUUUCUUCUCACCAGUUUCACCUCUUGCAGCAACUAAAUGAGCAGCGCAGGCAAGACUUAUUCUGUGACUGCAAUAUCCUGGUCGAGGGAAAGGUGUUUAAAGCCCAUCGCAAUGUGCUGUUUGCCAGCAGCGGCUAUUUCAAAAUGCUCCUCUCGCAGAGCUCGAAGGAGACGAGCCAGCCCACCACGGCCACUUUCCAGGCGUUUUCUCCAGACACAUUUACAGUUAUUCUAGAUUUUGUGUAUUCAGGCAAACUGUCUCUCACUGGUCAGAAUGUGAUCGAGGUGAUGUCAGCCGCCAGCUACUUGCAGAUGACGGAUGUCAUCAGCGUGUGUAAGACGUUCAUUAAGUCGUCGCUGGACAUCAGUGAGAAGGAGAAGGAUCGCUACUUCAGUCUGUCAGACAAGGACGGGAAUUCCAACGGCGUGGACCGAUCCUGCCUGUACAGCACGGGCUGGAGGGCAGAGAGCAGCCCCCCGCGUUCGCACUUAAGUCCAGACCAAGGGACGUGUAUGAUGGGUGGAAACACUUGGAGCAAUUACAGCUACUAUCCAGCCUCGCAGAGGAACACCCAGCAGCAGCUGUCCAAACACGAGCAGCGGCAGGAUUCCAUCAAGAAGUCGCGGCACCUGGGCCUGCAGCAGCCUUCGGACAUUCCUCACUAUAAAUCCAGCAAGCUGGAGGAGCGAGCUGCCGAGCCCGCCGGCCACAUGGCUCAGCCCGAGGAACAAGUUCAGAUCGAAACAGAAGUUGAGUCUCCUCACGUGGGAUACCAGUACGGGCAGGGGUCUGAUGUGAUGCCGAGGAGCCUGGCUGUGUCACAGCAGGAGCACGAAUCGCCCCGUUCCUCCGGUAAAUCCAAGUCCUCAAAAGCAGAGGAGCAGUACGCGAGCAUGCCCUCCAUCCUGGGCGUCAUGGGCAACUGGGCUGAAGAUGACCUGCCCAGGAUGAGGUUCAAGUGCCCAUUCUGCACCCACGUGGUUAAAAGAAAAGCAGACCUAAAGCGUCACCUCCGCUGUCACACAGGAGAGCGCCCUUACCCCUGUGAGGCAUGUGGGAAAAGGUUUAGCAGGCUAGAUCACCUCAGUAGCCAUUUUCGAACAAUUCACCAGGCUUGCAAGCCCAUCUGCAGAAAGUGCAAGCGCCACGUGACGGAGCUAACGGGCCAAGUGGUCCAGGAGGGGACGAGGCGUUACAGACUGUGUAAUGAGUGUCUGGCCGAAGCUGGCAUAGACAGCAUUCGCAUUGACUUGGAGGCUGAAGCACCCCUUGAAUUUCCACAAGAUGGGGAUAAGGAUUCCAGGUGGCACUAUGGGGAAGACAACAGAUCUGAUGUGGAGAUCGUGGAGGAUGGAUCGACUGACUUGGUCAUUCAGCAAGUUGACGACAGUGAGGAUGAAGCAGAAGAAAAGGACGUAAAACCAAAUAUUAGGUAGUUGCAAGACAAGAAUUAGGAAUUCCAUGUGAGAGGGAGGACGUACUGUUGUGAUCAUAAGCCCUCCACCAACCAGCCUGUUGUUCACCAUCCAGAGACGCACUGUGGUUCCUCUUGAACAGGUCCAGACUUUGCAUGUAUUUAUGGACGUGCCACUGAGUCGAUUUGGAGUUUUGUUAUCAGAAUACCCAGCUUUGCUUCAUUAGAAUCAUCCUUACGUGAAAUAAUGAACAAGGAAACUGAAAUACCACACAAAUAACUUUUGAUAGUAGACAAUGGGUCACUUCUCAAAACCUCUUUCAAGGGAGUGAGGUCUAAGACACCUGGCACUGUAAAUUGCCCACUUUUACAAACUUGCAGAGAUGUGGAGUUCAUGUGUGAUAAUCUCUGAGGAUAAACAAAGUAUCAAUACCCCACAGCCAGAAUGUAAAGAAAACCUGUCUUCAGUAUUCAGAAAUGAAGAUAAUAUCCCAUUAAGUCUUCAUAUUGUGAUAAGGAAAAAAGGCAGCUAAUUAAGAAAAAGCAUAUACAAAUGUUUUAGUGUGUUGGUCUGGAAAAGCCCUGCAUCCACAGCACUGUCCCUGGCAGUGUCAGCUUCUCCAUGCCAACGUGAAGGAAACAUGAAACAUUCCUCACAAGGUUACUCCAGCUGCUGUUUUCCCUCUUUGUCCCCUGUUUAUUUGCCAGUAAGGGUGGCAGAACAAUUUGUACAGAAUACAUACUCUGUCACUAGAAAUGGAACUGGUGAGACCUUCCAUCUGAAAGCACUGACUACUUGUGUUUGUAUUGAGCUGUACUCAGUUACACCAUUGAGUUUUAAGAUGGAGUCAUUAUCAAUUUAUAUAUUCCCAAAGCCAUUCGGUCACCAAGAGAACACUCUUUAACCUUUUCAGUCUGCACUACAUGCCAAUGAGAACAAGCUGUACUGGAGGUUCUAAACAUUACAUUUGUGUCAUUUUACUUACAAUUAGACUACAAGAGAUGAGGUGACUAAUGGUGAAGGAAAUUUACUACUGUAACGAGCCAUUUUGUUCUGUUACUUAGUGAGUUUAUCUGAAGCAGCACUGCAAACAGGAGGGGAGCAGAAAUAUGCUCCUGGGAAGCCUUUACUGUGUUUUCUUGGACAGACCUGAGUAAUACUACAGUCCUCAUCCUGUGAUCACUGAACUCCAUGGGUAUAGGCUUAGAAAACAUUUUUGUUCUUCUUUUCACCUUUGUGUGUGUGUUUGGCUGAAACCCAGGAUUAGUUACAGAGCAAUCCCAUAUUUAUACUCUAUAGUCUCUUUCCCAGGGCCAGCUAAAGAGGCACUAUUUUAUUGUUUGUGUAAAAACUGUAUAGGCUUAUUAAUAUCAUCGUUACCAGAGUGCAGCAUUUUCAUUCCAGGCUGCAGAUGGCCAGCCUGGUCUCUCAACUGACAGCUCAAGUGCUUCCUAUGAAGUUCACGGUGUCAGCAUCAGACAACCUUCCCCUCAGCCACGCUGUCAAGAAGCAGUUUGCUUGUCUGAGCUAAGGAGAGAGGAACUAGUGUUUUAUUGUUCCUACAAAAAUUACCAUCCAUUGGCUUAGACUUGGGAGGUGUGUGGAAGGGGGGAACUUAAAACACUUUCCAGUGACCAAUGUGUAUUUAAAAGGUGGAUGUCAAGAGGAUGGGUGGCACUUUGUUGUCUCAAGUGGCAGGACAAGGGGUAAUGGACAAAAGCUGGAACAAAAAAAAAUUCCACUUAGGGAAAAACUACUUUACUGUGCAGGUGAGGGAGCCCUGGCCCAGAGGCUCCUUCUCAGGAGGUCUCCAAACCCACCUGGACAUGUUCCUGUGCCCCCUGAGCGAGGGAACCUGCUUGAGCAGGGGGAUGAACUAGGAGCUCUCUAGAGGUUCCUUCCAACCCCUGCCAUUCUGUGAUAUGAAAACAUCUUUUCCAAACAAGACUUAGACUUGCCCCCAUCCAUAAAACGUGAAAUGAACUGCUUAAUUUCUUGGAGCUUAUUACUCCUGCAAUGCAUAUUAUUAAAUGGCUGAGAAAUAUUCCUGAGCAACCUUAACAAAAUCAAAUAGAGAACAAAGAAAUAGAUAAAAGAAUAUGGAAUUACUUCUAUCAAAUUUCAAGAGAAAAUGCUUGCUGAAAUCAAAUUUAGUAGUUUCUUUCCAUUUCCCUUUACAUUAAACAGCAUGUGCAAUACAUUGUAGGUAUCAGUGCCUGUUGUCCCAGAACACAGAGUGUCUGGGGUUUGUGGGUGUGUUUGGGGUGGAUUAGGGGGAGGGAAAAAUCCAGUGUCACUCUAGUCCAGAAAUCUGAACUGCCAGCUGUAAAGGUGAGGCAAUUAAAUAUUUCUAUGUACUUCAGGGCGUUUUUAGAAGCAAAGGGAUUUUUAGAUCAAUACUCAAUCUAAUUAGAUACCAUAAAUCUCAGAAUACUGAGGACCAGAUGCUUCAGAAAAGGAUGUGAAGUGGCUAUAAAUGGGCAAAGGGAACAAUCUAUCUGUAUGAAGACUUUAAAAUAUGGGCACACUCACUCUUGAUUUGCUUGACAAGGGUUUUUACUGGUUAUAUAUGUUAUUGUUACUCUCAGUAGCAUAACUAGGUAUCCAUAGUAAUUGUUAAAAGUAUCUUAUUAAGCUUGGAGUUCUAGCACCAGGCUGUGACUCCCACAGCUCACUUAUGGUUUGUAUUUUUAAAGGGUUGCUGGUUUUUACAUUUGUUGCCUUAAUUUCAGUUGUUGUUCCCUUAUUUUUGUAUUGCAAGAUGAGAUAAAUGUUAAGUGCCUUCUGUUUUCUAUGUCCUUCAUUUUACAUGGCCAGUCAUAUGUUUUGCUUGUUUUUCUCUAAAUGAAAGUAAUCCACUUAAGUUUUCA